AUGCACAACGGCCGAUUCAAGAUCAACACACAGUCUGGCCUGUAUGACUUCACAGACUUUUGUGUGUGUGCAAAAGCAGAAUGUUACCCGGAGGGAGACAUCAGUUCCCAGCUCAACAGCUCCACCAGUGAUCUUCCUGACCUCACCAGACAGCUCAAUGAAUACAAAGCUGUCAUCACGGCUACCGAGGGAUUUGAAGCUUCUCUACGGAAAACAGAAACUGCUUCUCCACUGCUGACCUACGCCAGAGAUGUCAAUGUCCACUUUGCUAACAAAAAGUGUCAAGAGCUGAUAGUUGAAGCCCGCAAGCUGAUGAAGAGAGAGCUGCACAAUACAAAGAGAGUCGGUACAAUGAAGGUUGACAACAAGAACGUCAAAGAUCAAACACAAGAUGCCAAGGACAAGUGCCACGUGAGCGAGGGUAUCUGUGCACUGCCUGAGUGUGCAGUCAGUGAAAGCAUAGAGUGUCUUGUUAAUCUAGCCUACCAGACAUUACAAGAAGCUGCUAGUAACACACCACAAUGCAGUGCCAUCCAACUGUUCUUCACAGUGCGAAACAUGUUUGAGAUAUUUUGUGAUGUCGUACCCACAUAUCACAGAGAUAGUCUGCAAAAGCUACCCCAGGUGUGCGCUCUCCACCACAACAACUGCAUGUACAUCGCCCAUCACCUGCUGACUCUAGGCCAUCAGUAUCGUCAAUCCUUACCCCCGCCCCUCUGUGACGGCACGUCCACGUUUGUCGACCUCAUCCCUGUCUUCAGGAAGCUGGCAUCCGAAUGUUUCUUGGCUCAAAUGAGAAUUCAGCGAGAUCAAUUAGUGGAGAAUCUGUCUGGUGCUGAGGGCUUUGACCAAGUGGCAACUGACGACAACUUCUUGGCAUGUGAGAGGGCCAUUAAACAAGUUGUCCAUCAGUUGGGUCACCUCCAGCGAGUCUGGACCGACAUCCUCCCCAGUAACAUCUUCACCAAGGCCAUGUCUACACUCAUCAACACGGUACUCAUGCACAUCGUGGAGAAAGUCUCGUCCCUUGAGGACAUCUCAGCUGAUGAUGCGCAGCAGUUAUAUUCGUUACUCUGGGGACUGCAAGACAGAAUUCCACACUUGAUCAAACCAGGAGAAGAUGAGGAACCAGUUUUGGUGCAGAGUACCGUUGAUCAGUUGAUGUCAUUCAGCGAGAUGCUGUUUAUGUUAGACGCCAGCAUGCAAGAUAUUGUUGACAGGUGGGCGGAGGGCAAGGGACCACUCGCUAUGGUGUUCAGCGCCAGUGACGUGAAGAGCCUGAUACGGGCCAUCUUCCAGAACACCGACAGACGAGCCACAGCGCUCGCCAAAAUCAGAUAG
Molecule: messenger RNA, 1341 nt
Organism: Patiria miniata (bat star)
Lineage: Eukaryota; Metazoa; Echinodermata; Asteroidea; Valvatida; Asterinidae
Product: centromere/kinetochore protein zw10 homolog
Exons: 13
Coding region: 1-1341 (446 amino acids)
Biological process (GO): endoplasmic reticulum to Golgi vesicle-mediated transport; mitotic spindle assembly checkpoint signaling
Cellular component (GO): RZZ complex
Source: RefSeq, a predicted model, not a curated record